AGUUGGUAAAGAAUUAAAGAAAAUGUUAAUGGCUGAAUUAAAGCAAAAAUUUUCCAACAUUGAGUCUGCUAAAGUGUAUCACAUCGCAACGCUUCUUGAUCCUCGAUACAAAAAAAUUGGUUUCCAGAGUAUCCUUAGUUGUUCACGUGCUAUAGAGACUGUGGGUUCACUGGUAAAAGAGGAGGUGAAAGUGUCAAAAAACUUAGCUAUUGAGUGUGAUAGUCGGCUAGCUAUUAAAGAUCAACAGUCAUCAAACAAAGAUAAAAAUUUCUGGGAUUUUUUGGAUCAAGCUGUACAAUCGAGUAAUCAAUACAACGAAAUGAUGAAGCGGGUGGAGAACCAAUUGAAUUAAGGCAAUUUAUUAAACGGCCGAUAGUAGAUAGAGGUAUUACACCAGAUCCAUUACUUGUUUGGAAAAGUAUCGAAAAUGAGUAUCCUCACGUGUCGAGGAUUGCAAGAAAAUACUUAUCAAUUGUUGCGACUUCAACACCUUGUGAACGUUUAUUUUCGCAUACUGGGCUACUGAGCCACUGCUAACUGCUAAUCAAAUUCGCAGCCGGUUAACGCCAGAUCACUUAAAUAUGCUUCUGUUUUUAAGAUCUGUCCCGGAAAAUUUAUGAUUUUCUUUACCUGACAAUUAGC
Bactrocera neohumeralis is the source of this 642-nucleotide messenger RNA. RefSeq lists its product as uncharacterized. The transcript has 2 exons. Bases 23 to 352 code for a protein of 109 amino acids. The record is from RefSeq and is a predicted model, not a curated record. NCBI's taxonomy places the organism in Eukaryota, Metazoa, Arthropoda, Insecta, Diptera, Tephritidae.